Prorocentrum cordatum is the source of this 398-nucleotide messenger RNA. The record is from the annotation of a GenBank genome assembly. NCBI's taxonomy places the organism in Eukaryota, Dinophyceae, Prorocentrales, Prorocentraceae.
CUGCGCUCGCCGCAGUGGCACUGCGCGCCGUCCCAGACCGCCUCCGCGGCGGCGCGCGGCGGCGGCGCGGCCGCGUCGGCGCCCGCGCCUUCGAGAGCGAGCUCGGCGUGCAGGCGCCCCUGGGCUACUGGGACCCGCUCGGGCUUGCCUCUGACGGCGACUUCGAGGAGUUCUAUCGCCGCCGCGAGGCGGAGCUCAAGAAUGGCCGCGUGGCCAUGUACGCGACCAUCGGCUACAUCGUGCGGCGGCCUCAGACUGCGGCGGGCCGGCGGGCCUGUCCCCGUCCGCGGACCUCACCUUUCAGAAGGUGCCCAACGGCAUCGACGCCGUCAAGGUCGUGCCGCUCGAGGGCUGGCUGCAGAUUAUCGCGUGGUGCGGCUUUUUCGAGCUGUGCGUGA